Coccinella septempunctata (seven-spotted ladybird) is the source of this 1204-nucleotide messenger RNA. Its product is annotated as clavesin-2-like. The coding region runs from base 146 to 922 and encodes 258 amino acids. Gene Ontology annotation, cellular component: membrane. Gene Ontology annotation, molecular function: phosphatidylinositol bisphosphate binding. The record is from RefSeq and is a predicted model, not a curated record. The transcript is spliced from 2 exons. Lineage: Eukaryota; Metazoa; Arthropoda; Insecta; Coleoptera; Coccinellidae.
AAUAUGAUGAAAAUAUUACAGUUCCUCUAUCUGUCCUAAAAAUCGAUAGAUAACAGCAUAAUUCGCGUUUGCUUGUUAGAAGUUUCAAACAAACCUGAUUUUUUCAUCUGUCAAAGUGCGUUGUGAUCAAUAAUGAAUAUCGAAAAUGUUUCAGAAUUCCCUGGAAUAUAUAAAGAAAACUGAGAAAAUCCCUCUUGGAAAACUUAAAUUUAAACUGAUAAACAUCGAUGAUAAAAAUUUUUCAACCUGUGAUGAAAACUUGCUGAAGUUUCUGUAUUCUCGAAGGCUGAGUGUUGAACAGACUUUCAGGCUUAUUGAAAAUCAUUUGAGAUACAGACGUGAAAACCCAGAAAUUUUCACGAAUCUCAGCAUAAAUGAUCCGGAAAUUAGGAGUGCACUUGAAAAUUCUCUGCCAGGACUUCUGCCCCAAACAGACAGAAAGUGCAGGACCAUCAUAGUCUUCCACGCAAACAACUGGGACGGACAAAUCAGCUUGAUCUCGAUAUACAGGGCCUUGAUUCUCUGCCUGGACUUCGCCUUACAAAACGUACACGUACAAAACAACGGUUUUGUCAUCAUAGUUAACUGGGAACAAUUCACGUUUAAAAAGUCCACCUGGAUCAACCCCAAGAUUAUACGACAUAUGAUUCAUGGCAUGCAGGAAUGUUAUCCAGUGAAAAUUCUGGAGUUGCACUUCAUUGCCUCCCCAUGGUACAUAAAUACCGCCUUCAACGUGUACAAAUUGUCCUUUGAGGAAGAUAUAAGGGAGAACUUCCACGUGCAUGGGAGAAAUUUGAGUACUUUGCACGAGUUCAUCCACAGAGACGUUCUCCCAACUGAGUUGGGUGGAUCCUUGCCGAGUUACAAUUGUGCCAAGUUGAUAGAUGAGUUGGAAAGCUAUUGCAAAAAUAGUGUUAGAUGAUGCAACAGUUUCUUUUCGAGUCAGUGUGGAGAUAAGUGGAAAGAUUUCGGAUCAAAAUGAUUAAUACAAAAAUUGCAAUGAAUAUUUAGUUUUUUUUUUAAUAAUUUCUACAGAAACCUUUGUUGAAAAUAUUUUUUCCCAUUUUUAAGCUGUACAUAGUAGCUCGUUUGCAACAACCGCUUCUUUUGUCGAUGUUAAACGUAAACCAUGAUAAUUUAUUCUUUACCCUUGUAAUUCCCUAUGUUUUGAUGAAUAUUUCAACAAAUAAAGCCUGAAAACGUA